Molecule: messenger RNA, 1609 nt
Organism: Arabidopsis thaliana (thale cress)
Lineage: Eukaryota; Viridiplantae; Streptophyta; Magnoliopsida; Brassicales; Brassicaceae
Exons: 2
Coding region: 662-892 (76 amino acids)
Source: RefSeq, marked reviewed
GAAGAGCGAAAUAUGGAAAUUAAAGGAUGCGUUAAAUGGUGUUACUUGAUGGAAAUAACAAUAAUUAAAACUUGUGGCGGCACUUUUUUGUACCUUAAUUAUAUGCAUCUUUAAGGCCUUUUGUCAGUGAUUAUGCAUGUGAUAACAUAUAGGCUAUAGAAGGUGGUAUGCUUUAUUUUGAGAUAGGGUUAGGGUUUUAAGAUCCCUAACUUAAUUAUGUAUUAAAACUGCUCACACUUAGUGAUAAAUGUGUCAACUUUCUCUCACGUGGUGGUUUUUUUUUUUUGUGACUCUGUUUAGCUGGUCUUGGUAAUGUCAUUUUAUGCGUGUAUUGCAUAUUUAGUUUAUAGGUAAAAAAUUGUUUAUUGCGUUUCACAUUUAAUGAUGUUUAGUUUCAGUUUGAUUUCACAUGUUGCUCUUUGGCUUCAGAUUUGUAGUUUCAUUUUCACUUACACUUAGCUUGCUUUGAUUCGAUUUGCUAUAUUGUUCACUCACUCUUGUUUCAAAAUUGUUCAUUUUUAGUACAUAUUCGACGAAUUCUCCGGUGUGGUAUGAGAGAGUCUUAGCUUGUUUUGUGUUUUUUUUUAAUUAGCACAUGUCUUCUAACUCAUGUUCUGUUUUUAAUUAGCGUCAUGAUGUCAAAAGAUUCUUGCUUAAACGUAUGUGGACCAAGUACUUGGUAGAGUAUGAAGCUGAAUUUGGAGCUGCUUUCGUUCAUGAUGUUUUUGAAGAUGCUCUUCGACAAAGGGCUAAAAUUGCACCGGUUACCGUCAGAAUUUGCUGGACUCCAAGCUACGUAACUGUUGUUGGACAGGGAGGAAUUUACCAAUCCAGUGUGGAUGAGAUUGCAGCUAAUGUUUCGGCCACUUCCUCUUGGUGCUCCGUCCGGUGACGAUUGAUGGUGUCGACUGCUGGGAAUGCCAAGACUCUUUCAGAUCAAGCUCCAAUCAUAUGACAUGGUUGAUAAUUUUCCUCGUAACUGUAGCAUUUACAUGCUGUCUUAUUCUCAAUUAUAGAUCUUGCAUGUUAUCCCAAUUUAAAUAGUCAUAUUACUUGGCAAUUUCGGAGCCAAAAAGACUUUAAAAAGUCUUCAGUUUCUGUCUUUCUCCUCUCUCUACUUUUAAUAUAUAUAUCAUUAGCUAAUCUACGUAAUGAAUGCAAUAUAAUAAUGGUUUCGAUGACAUCACUCAUUGCUCUUCUUUUAUUUUGUGUUUUUCUCUCUCUUCUUCUAAUCGAGGUACAAGGUCAAAUGGUCCGUACUCCGGUUAUGUCGCGAAUCCAUGCACCACCUUCAGAUUCACGUAGAGGCCAAGGUCCGUAGCAAAGUCCCAAUAAACGAAAGGGAAAAGUGGUAACUUAAACUUUAUGUCCAACUAGUCUCUUGUAUCUUAUCCUUCAAAUUUUAUUAUCAAAAAAAAUAAAAAUUAUCGUGUACAUAAAUUGGAAAGUAUGAAUUUAAUGUGCAAGUUGUUGUCCUUUGUUAUAGUUUUCAAUAGUUGCAAGGUAAAUAAUUUCUAAGGAUUAUAUGAUGUAUAUAGUAUGUACCAUUCAUAAAAAGGAAAGUACAUAUGUAUGUAAUGUGCAAUUUGUUUUUAUAAUUUGAUUGAGU